GGCUAAUCAUGGCGUCUUGCUUGUUAGCUGGCGAGCGACUUGUACGCGCCUUGGGCCCCGGCGGGGAGCUGGAGCCAGAGCAGCUGCCCGGGAAGCUGCGGGCAGAGCUUGAGGCCGUGCUAGGGAAGAAGCACAAGGGCGGCGAUCGCCCGGCUGGCCCCGCUCGCCUGGUUUCUUUCCGCCUGAUCCGGGAACUGCAUCAGUACCUGAGAGAAAGGGGUUCCACACUAUACCUUCAUGAGCUCCUAGAAGGCAGUGAAAUCUAUCUCCCAGAGGUUGUGAAGCCUCCUCGGAACCCAGAGCUAGUUGCCCGUCUGGAGAAGAUUAAGAUACAGCUGGCCAAUGAGGAAUAUAAGCGGAUCACCCGCAAUGUCACCUGUCAGGAUUCAAGGCAUGGUGGAACCCUCAGUGACCUGGGAAAGCAAGUGAGGUCAGUGAAGGCUCUGGUCAUCACCAUCUUUAACUUCAUUGUCACGGUGGCAGCUGCCUUCGUCUGCACUUACCUUGGAAGCCAGUAUAUCUUCACAGAAAUGACCUCGCAGGUACUGGCAGCAUUGAUCGUGGCCUCUGUGGUGGGUCUGGCUGAGCUGUACAUCAUGGUGCGGGUGAUGGAAGGUGAGCUGGGAGAGCUGUAACCGUGCUUCCUCAUCAAAGUCUGGAGACUCCAGGCUCCCAGCUGCCAAUCACUGAUUCUCAGUCAACCCAUCAGGCUCUUUGUACUCAGCUCCGGUUAGUCAGAGGGCCGAGCCAAGACCACGUGCUGUUCCUGCAGGGAGCCUCAUCCUCUGUCAAUUUACAGAGUGGGCGGUAGAGGAGACUCAGACAACGACUGGAAAGAACUGGUCUUUCUGUACAUUCUCCUGAACCCGGUGCCCAUCUGCCUUCUACAGUCCAUUCUGGGCAUUGCUGCAGCUGGGUUGUUUUUUUUUUUUCCUUUGGAAGUAAAGAGAAUCCAGGCCUUUCCAGAAGUAGACCAUACUGCCUUGAACUUGCCCAGGUGCAGAAAUCAGUGGUCAUCCUUACUCCACACAUCUUGAUGCAGACCUGUAAUUUAGAUCAGAAGACUCCAAGAAAGCAGAAGGGAUUCCCUUUCUUCGGUUUGUGCUGGAAGAGGAACCAAUUAGAGGACAUCAAAUAAGAGAAAGCCGGGUGGUAUAGGAUGGUGGAAUCAGAAGCAAGGCAGCUACAUUUUUGGAAUCUUAGUUUCUGUCUUCAUCUUCUUCCUUCUGCUUGCCUUGCUCAGAUUUUCUAUAUGCUUCUGCCCGUCUCCACCACUCACCAGCCCUCCUUAAACCUCCCACCUUCCUAUCACCCUUUGCUCUGCUUCCCAAAAUGAAAACAGUUCAGAUAGCAAAACAGUAUGUUUGCUUUUAAUUGCAAAACCCCUUGUGCUUGUUUGUAUUUGUGGGGAGAGUGUGCCUACUGUGAAUUGUCUCACCUAAUAAAGGGAAACAUUCUUGGUAGACAGGGGACUAUUUUCAGAUUUAACUAUCUGUGUAAUUAUAUAAAUAUGAGUAUACACUUUAUAAUAUAUAUGAUAUGUGUACAUAUUGUUGUACAUAAGCCUAAUGUAGGUUAUUUUAUGUGGAUUCUUAAAUAUGUUUGGGUAAGUGCAAAACAAUAUGUAAAAGUUCACAGUUGACUAAUUGUUUUACAUGAUUGCUUUUUGUCUUCACAACAAUCCUGGAGGUUGGAAAAGGAAGUGGUUUUAGGCCCCUUUUCCAGAAGGCAAAAUUGAGGCUGAGAGAGGUCAAAUGAUCAACUUCGGUCUUUCCUUUGUUAAAUGGAGCCAAGGACUCCUAGGUUGUUCUGAAGUCUCUAUGUAAUGUUAAACUUCUGAGAACUUAGGUUAGUGGUGUAUUGAUAGAAUCUGUAUAAGACAUUUAGAAAUUAUAGCAGCAUUAUUAUUUAUCCAAUAAAUAUUUAUUGUAUCCA
Kogia breviceps (pygmy sperm whale) is the source of this 1935-nucleotide messenger RNA. It is a transcript of the gene VMA12, whose product is annotated as transmembrane protein 199. The record is from RefSeq and is a predicted model, not a curated record. Gene Ontology annotation, cellular component: endomembrane system. Lineage: Eukaryota; Metazoa; Chordata; Mammalia; Artiodactyla; Physeteridae. Gene Ontology annotation, biological process: vacuolar proton-transporting V-type ATPase complex assembly.